Molecule: messenger RNA, 4716 nt
Organism: Cucurbita moschata (crookneck pumpkin)
Lineage: Eukaryota; Viridiplantae; Streptophyta; Magnoliopsida; Cucurbitales; Cucurbitaceae
Exons: 14
Coding region: 331-4347 (1338 amino acids)
Source: RefSeq, a predicted model, not a curated record
UAAUUUAGCCCUUACAAUUUUCAUUGACGAUCAAAGCAAUGAGCUUCCUCCUCCAUGGCUUCGCAUGAACAACCUUCAAUCUGGAGCUUCAACUCGUACAUGAAAAAAAAAUUGUUACUUUUCAUCAUUAUUUUUUUUUCUUUACUACUAUCCGAUUCUGUAGGAAUUUUCCAAACCUCGGAUGUCCUGGAUCGUAGUAGCUCGAGUUGAGCACGAAUAACGACGAUUUGUUUCGGAUUGAAAGUUGAGGUAAACAAUCUUAUUGUUUCAAAGUAAGAGUCCAAAUCUCCUUCCUGUGUGUUACUUUGCUUGCUAUGGCAUGGAUGAUGCAUGGACUCUAACCUGAUGGUGAUGUCUAGCAAGUUUGAAUUCGCUUCAGGGAGCCCGGAUAGACCGUUACAAUCUAGUGGGCAACGUGGAGCCCACAUGGCCGUUCCACUAGACAGAUCUGGUAGCUUUCGUGAGAGUUUGGAGAAUCCAAAUUUAUCUACUCUUCCAAAUAUGUCGAGAAGUGCUUCUGCUGUAUCACAAGGGGACGUUUUAAAUUUCUUGCAAUGCUUGCAUUUUGGUCGAAAGUUGGUUGCCACAGAUGAAAAGUCUAAUCGUCAAGGGGACUUCAGCAGACAGUUACAACUUGCUCUUAGUAUGUCACCUGAUGAUUCUCCAUCUAGUUCUUCAAAAGGUAAAUUGCCAUCAUCUGUGAUGCGAGAAGAAAUCAAGCGGAUGAAGGGUAGUCUACGGGAGUGCUCUGUCAAAGCCAGGGAACACUUAAAAAUUUUCAAUGAAGCCUUAUCUGUAUUUAACAAGUUUUUCCCAAGUGUACCAUCAAAAAAGAGGUCACGGUUAGAAGGUUAUAACAACGAGCGGUCCAAUUUCAUUGUAUCCGGUGAGCGGUCAGCUAGGGGGCAAGUAGGUAAGUUUGGAAAUCAGAGUAACACUGGCGUUUUUGAACAUGAGAUGCAGAAAUCUGAAGAACGAAUUAAAAACGCUAUGCCCAAUAAACGCACAAGAACUUCUUUGGUGGAUUCAAGGGGGAUGGAUGUUCGUGGUAAUGCUCCUGUGAGACCAUCUGGAGGUGCUGAUAGGGAAAGAGAUGCACUAAGACUUGCAAAUAGUUGUGCUGUUCCAGGUGAAGACAGGAGUUUAUCAAUUGGCGUUGAUGGUUGGGAGAAGUCAAAAAUGAAGAAAAGGCGAUCUGGAAUAAAGUCAGAUGUCUCUUCAAGCAGUCAGUCAACCAAACCAGUUGAUAGUUAUGAUGAAGUUAAGCAGCAAUUGCAGCAAAGACCUGUUUCUGAUGCUCGAUCACGAAUGAAUAAAGAUAGCCAUGGGUUUAGGCCAGGGGUGGCUAAUGGAGCUCCUGGUGUUGGAAAAUCUGAAGGUGUUGCUCAACAGAAUGGCUUGGGUAUUCGUUCAUCCAUGUCCAGGACUGAUUUGGACGGCAAUUCCCUUGUCAGUGACAGGAGAGAUAUUUCUAUUGUUUCGGACAAAGAAAGAGUGAACCUCCGGGGUGUUAACAAGUCAAAUGUUCGCGAUGAUAUUGUUUUAACCAGCCCUACAUCAAAUGCUAAAGUGAAUCCAUCUGUUCGUGCUCCACGGUCCAGUUCAGGCAUUGCUCCAAAAUUUUCUCCGGUUGUUCAUAGAUCAGUUCCUUCUAAUGAUUGGGAUAUGUCAAAUUGCACAAAUAAGCUUACUGCUGGUGGUGGUGUGAACAAUCGCAAACGCAUGACAUCAAUGCGGUCCUCAUCCCCUCCAGUUUCCCAAUGGGCAGGCCAGAGGCCACAGAAGAUCUCCCGCAUUGCAAGGAGGACCAAUCUGGUUCCUAUUGCUUCAAGCAAUGAUGAUACUCCUUUGGAUAACACAUCUGAUGUUGGGGGCAAUGAUACUGGCUCGGGAUUUGGUAGACGCAUGUCUGGUAGUUCUCCCCAGCAAGUGAAAAUAAAAGGUGAACCAUUAUCCUCAGCUGCCCUAUCUGAAAGUGAGGAAUCUGGGGCUGCUGAGAUCAAAUCUAGAGAGAACACCCGAAAAUCGGACAAUUUAGAUGAUAAAUCCGAACACGGUGUUCAGAAGGUACCUACCUUAGUUCUGCCGAAUAGGAAGAAUAAAUUGAUUGAUGAAGACAUUGGAGAUGGGAUUCGGAGACAAGGGAGGACUGGUCGUGCUUUCACUUCCACUAGGUCUCUCAUGCCAAUGACAGUUGAGAAGAUUGAGACUGUCGGAACUGCAAAACAGCUUAGAAGUACCAGACAUGGAUUUGAUAAAGUUGAAAGCAAGGCAGGUCGUCCACCGACUAGGAAAUUUACUGACCGCAAGGCAUAUAAACGUCAUAAGCAUUCAGCAACGAAUGUGGGGACAGAUUUUCUUGUUGGAUCAGAUCACGGGCGUGAGGAGCUAAUGGCUGCUGCUAAUGCUGUUAUAAAUCCUGGUUUGUUCUUAGGUUUCAUGCAUACAUGUUUCUCUACGGAUGUGAAAUGCUAUUAUCUCUCUCAUGCUGCAUAUGUUAAUCACACUGCUACAACAGGUCACACUUUUUUCAGCCCAUUUUGGAGACAGAUGGAGCCAUUCUUUUGUUUUAUAUCUGAAGCAGAUAUUACACACUUAAGAAAACAAGGAGAUCUUGAAGUUACUGCAUCGGGGCCAAAAGUUGUUUCAGACAAGGACACUUCCAAUAUUAGUCUCGAUGAUUUUGAGCGCCUUGAAAAUGAAGAAAGAGGAGAAGUUCCUUUAGGACAUUUAAUUCACGAGUCUAAAGAUCAUACCGUGGUUCCUUUAUACCAGAGACUCUUAGCCUCGUUAAUUCCAGAGGAGGUUGCUGACAACAAAAGUGAGGACAUUAAGUAUGAUAAUUACGGAAUGUCCGACUUAGAUGAAGAUUUUAAACCAAACAAAUUGAGUCACGAAAUUUUACCUAGUUCUCAGCUUUCUGUGCAUUCUGCUAAUGAUGAUUAUAACAUGAGAGGAGGAUCAGGUUCAGAUCAACAUAUGCCUGAAACAGAUAGACAGAGCAUCCCAAACUCUGUGAUGAUGUUAAAUUUCUCAAAUUCCCUGAAUGGCUUGGUCUCCAAUCAAACCUUGAUGCCUGGAAUGGUCUGUUCAGAGUUGCAGUAUGAUGGCAUGCCGUUGAAUGAGAAACUUCUCUUGGAGAUUCAAAGUAUUGGAAUUUUCCCAGAUUCAGUGCCUGAAAUGUUGCAGUUAGAUGAGGAAGAGAUCACUAACGACAUCCGUCUGUUGGAAGAGAAGAAGAAUGAGCUGGUUUCAAGAAAGAACUCUUUGCUUGACAAACUGUUACAAUCUGCCUUGGCCACAAAGCAGCUUCAAGAAAAAGAGUUUGAAAGGCUUGCCAUGGAUAAACUUGUGGCAAUGGCUUACGGGAAGUAUAUGGCUUGCAAAGUUUCUAAUGCCUCCAGUGGAAAGAGUUCCAGUAACAAAAUGGCAAAGCAAGCUGCCUUGGCAUUUGUUAAAAGAACAUUGAACCGAUGUCAUAAAUUUGAGGAUACAGGAAAGAGCUUCUUCAGCGAGCCUUCAUUUCGAGAGAUAUAUUCUUCCUGGUCUGUCAAUCCCAAUAGUGAAAGACAAUCGGAUCCUGUGGAGGGUGAAUCGGAGAAAUCAUAUGCCUCCAUUCAAUCUCUGGAUGCCAGAGUCUCAGCUUUGGCAGGUUCACAGAAUAGCCCUUCAUACUUUAGUCAGAAUGUGGAAAACCACGAUGUUACCUCUGGCAAUGUGCGCCCACCUGCUAAUCACCAAGCUGAGCGAACAACUGGAAGAGAAGAAUUAUGGUCAAACAGGGUGAAAAAGAGAGAACUGUUGCUUGAUGAUGUUGGUAAUGCAGGUGGCCCGUCUGUCAUUGGGAGUUGUAUUUCAAGCAGUGCAAAAGGGAAGAGGAGUGAAAGGGAUAGAGAUGGUAAAGGGCAUAACAGAGAGGUGUCAUCUAGAAAUGGAACCAAAAUCGGUAGGCCAACACUAUCCAAUACUAAAGGGGAAAGGAAAACUAAGACAAAGCCUAAGCAGAAAACUGCCCAAUUGUCAAUUUCUGUUAAUGGCCUUCUAGGCAAGAUGCCAGAGCAACCAAAACCAGCAUCGUCUCCUGUACUAAAAUCAAGUACUUCAACUGGUGGUUCAAAAGAAAAGGAUCGGUUUGGCUUGGAUGGACUUGAUGACCCCGAGUCCAUGGAUUUAUCUAACUUUCAAUUGCCAGGAAUGGAUGUAUUAGGUGUUCCUGAUGAUCUUGAUGGCCAGGGUCAGGAUCUGGGUUCAUGGUUAAAUAUUGAUGAUGAUGGUUUACAAGAUCAAGACUUCAUGGGCCUCGAGAUUCCAAUGGAUGACCUCUCAGAUUUAAAUAUGAUGGUUUGAAGUUGCUCUCCUUGUAUAGUCUUCAAGUCUUGUUUAUUAAUACUUUACAAACUAAAGGGAAAUCCUACGUUAAGGGUGACUGGUAGUUGCAUAGUUAUUGGCUACCAAUCCAAAUUAGGUUACUAGAUUCUUUUUGAGGCUCCUCUUCAAGUUAUUUCAAGUAAAUGUUUCGGAUGUUUGGAAUUUUGCUCCUGUAUUUAGUUGGUGACUUUGACUGUAAAGAUAGCCUUGUUCAAGCUACAAGUUAGUAUAGUCAUAGUGAUAUCUAGGGUACACAGUAUCCUUCAUGUAGCUUUUUGAUCAGAGAAUGAUACCUCUUGUACAUAAGCUUAUAUUUGAAAUAAACCAGCCUUUUAUUCUACAAGGGUC